Messenger RNA from Delphinapterus leucas (beluga whale), 2438 nucleotides. RefSeq names its product ras homolog family member T2 (gene RHOT2). Gene Ontology annotation, molecular function: GTPase activity; calcium ion binding; GTP binding. Gene Ontology annotation, cellular component: mitochondrial outer membrane. The record is from RefSeq and is a predicted model, not a curated record. NCBI's taxonomy places the organism in Eukaryota, Metazoa, Chordata, Mammalia, Artiodactyla, Monodontidae. Gene Ontology annotation, biological process: mitochondrion organization.
GGGCCGGAAGUGCGGGCGCAGCUACAACGCGGGUCGGGGUCGUGGGUGGGGGCCGGGCCUGCACUGGGGUCGGACUGCAGCUCCCGGCGGCCAGCAUGAAGCGGGACGUGCGCAUCCUGCUGCUUGGCGAGGCCCAGGUGGGGAAGACGUCGCUGAUCCUGUCGCUGGUGGGCGAGGAGUUCCCCGAGGAGGUCCCUCCCCGGGCAGAAGAGAUCACCAUUCCCGCGGACGUCACCCCAGAGAAGGUGCCCACCCACAUCGUGGAUUACUCAGAAGCUGAGCAGACAGUCGAGGAGCUUCAGGACGAGAUUCACAAGGCAAACGUGGUGUGCGUGGUGUAUGACGUGUCUGAGGAGGCCACUAUUGAGAAGAUCCGAACCAAAUGGAUCCCGCUGGUGAAUGGGGAUACCAAGAGGGGGCCCAGGGUCCCCAUUAUCCUGGUGGGCAACAAGUCGGACCUGAGGCCGGGGGGCUCCAUGGAGGCUGUGCUGCCCAUCAUGAGCCAGUUCCCUGAGAUCGAGACCUGUGUGGAGUGCUCGGCGAAGAACCUGAAAAACAUCUCAGAGCUGUUCUACUACGCACAGAAGGCCGUGCUGCACCCCACGGCCCCCCUCUAUGACCCUGAGGCCAAGCAGCUGAUGCCCGAGUGCGCCCAGGCCCUCACACGCAUCUUCAGGCUCUCGGACCAGGACAUGGACCAGGUGCUUAGUGACCAGGAGCUCAACGCUUUCCAGAUGUCCUGCUUCGGGCACCCUCUUGCCCCGCAGGCCCUGGAGGACGUGAAGGUGGUGGUGAGCAAGAAUGUGGCAGGAGGCGUGCGGGAUGACCGGCUGACCCUGGAUGGCUUCCUUUUCUUGAACACGCUCUUCAUCCAGCGAGGCCGCCACGAGACCACGUGGACCAUCCUGAGGCGCUUUGGCUAUGGUGACUCGCUUGAGCUGACGGCCAACUAUCUCUGCCCACCGCUCCGUGUGCCUCCCGGAUGCAGCACAGAGCUCAACCACCGCGGCUACCAGUUUGUGCAGAGGAUGUUCGAGAAGCAUGACCAGGACCGGGAUGGCGCCCUCUCGCCAGCAGAGCUGCAGAGCCUCUUCAGCGUGUUUCCUGCUGCUCCCUGGGGCCCCCAGCUCCCUCGCACGGUCCGCACCAAGGCCGGUCGGUUGCCCCUGCACGGGUAUCUCUGCCAGUGGACUCUGGUGACCUACUUGGACGUCCAGCACUGUCUUGAGCACCUUGGCUACCUGGGCUUCCCCACCCUCUGCGAGCAGGAUUCCCAGGCCCACGCCAUCACAGUCACCCGGGAGAAGAGGCUGGACCAGGAGAAGGGACAAACGCAGAGAAACGUUUUCUUGUGCAAGGUGGUAGGGGCCCGCGGAGUGGGCAAGUCCUCCUUCCUGCAGGCUUUCCUUGGCCAUGGCCUGGGGGAUGCUGGGGAGCCUGCCGGGGAGCCCUCUGCCUACACCAUCGACACCGUGCAGGUCAACGGGCAGGAGAAGUACCUGAUCCUGUGUGAGGUGGGUGCAGACAGCCUCCUGACCGCCUCGGCCGAUGCCACCUGUGACAUCGCCUGCUUGAUGUUUGACAGCAGCCACCCCAGGUCCUUCUCGCUGUGCGCCAGUGUCUACAAGCGCCACUACAUGGACAGGCAGACCCCCUGCCUCUUCGUCUCCUCCAAGGCUGACUUGCCUGAAGGCGUCUUGCUGCCUGGUCUGUCUCCGACUGAGUUCUGCCGUAGGCACCGGCUGCCCGCCCCCGCCCUGUUCUCUUGUGCCGGCCCAGCUGAGCCCCGCGCGGCCAUCUUCACCCGGCUCGCCACCAUGGCUGCCUUCCCACACCUUGUCCACGGGGAGCUGCACGCCACCUCCUUCUGGCUCCGGGUGGCGCUGGGGGCCGUCGGGGCUGCCGUUGCUGCCGUUCUCAGCUUCUCACUCUACAGGGUCUUGGUGAAGAGCCGAUGAGGUCCCAGACCCCACAGUCUGAUCUCAGGGUGCUGGUGUGGGGCCACUUGCUUGGUGGGGGAUGGAGACCCUCUCAACUUUCCUCCUGAGGACAGUCCACCUGCUGCCCCACCCCUGCCUCAGCCCCGAGGGUGGCCCUGGCUCCCAGCAGCCUGUGUCCGGCCUUGCUGCAGGUGCCGGGCAUGACCCUCUUCUGUGGGCAUCAUGUGUUGGAGGGACCGGGAGGUGUGGGUGAGGAAGUCAGUGACCCCAGACCCGAAUUCUCAGGGCUCCACUCCUCCUUCCUGGUCCCAUGUGGCCAGAGGGUAUGAAGGGGGUAAGAGGGCAGAGCUUUGGGCCAAAGGCAGGGGCGUGGAGGCAAGAAAUGGCUGGACCAUUGUGCGCGCCCCCACCCCCCAAUCUGAAGACAGGUCCAGGGCUGUGCCUCUCACAGAAGAUAUGAGAUUGGGUUUCCUGAUUAAACUUCACUUGUGUCUUUUA